UAAAAGGCCCACAGAAUUAAAUGCCUCACAGAGGAACGUAUUCAAUCAGCGCAUAGCAACAUCAGAAAGGUUUUACAGUUAUGGGGAUAUUAGAUAUCUUCCUCCAGUCCCCCAGUUAUGUCUCAGUGUUAGGGGCUCUGGUGGUCCUGGUGCUCGUCUACAUUGUUUCCUCUUCCAGCUUCAGCUCCCAGGGAGACAGAAAAGAGAAGGAACCUCCAGGACCCAGACCACUUCCCCUGCUUGGCAAUCUGCUGCAUAUGGACCUAAAGAGACCCUACAACACAUUAAUGGAGUUUUCUAAGAAAUAUGGAUCAGUGUUCACCAUCUACUUGGGACCUAAGAAGGUGGUGGUCCUGGCAGGAUACAAGACAGUGAAGGAGGCACUUGUAAACUAUGCUGAUGAGUUUGGAGACAGAAGUGAAAUACGAAUUCUGCAUGACUGUUCUCAAGGAAAAGGUGUUAUAUGGUCCAAUGGUGAUUCAUGGAAAGAGAUGAGGCGCUUUGCCUUGACAAACCUAAGAGACUUUGGAAUGGGCAAGAAGGCAUGUGAAGACAAAAUAAUUGAGGAAUGUGAGCACCUCACUGAGGUGUUUAUGAAAUUUAAAGGAGAAGCUUUUGAUACAACCAAACCAAUAAACUAUGCAGUCUCUAAUAUUAUCUGUUCCAUGGUCUAUGGCAGCAGAUUUGAAUAUGAUGACCCAGAGUUUACAUCCCUGGUAGAUCGAACAAACAGAAAUAUCCAGCUCUUGGCGACCCCGUCAAUACAGAUGUACAACCUGUUCCCCUGGUUAUUCAAAUGGGUUGCACAUAGGAAGGAAUUCAACAGUUUUUUUGCUGCCAACAGGAAACAGAACUUAGCGCUGUUCAGUCAUUUGAAAGAGACCCUCAAUCCACAGAUGUGCAGAGGUUUUGUGGAUGCCUUUUUGGUCUGCAAGCAAAAUCUGGAGAAAUCUGGGGUUACCAAUAGUCACUUCCACAGUGAAAAUCUUUUGAUGACAGUUAUUCAGUUGUUUGCUGCCGGCACUGAUACAACCUCAAGUACGCUAAGAUGGGGACUUCUACUUAUGACCAAAUAUCCGAAAAUACAGGACCAGGUCCAGGAGGAAGUGAACAGGGUGAUAGGAGGUCGUCAGGUUCAGGUCGAGGACAGGAAGAACCUGCCCUUCACCGACGCCGUCAUCCAUGAAACACAGAGACUUGCCAACAUUGUGCCCAUGGCAGUGCCUCACAGAACCAGCCAAGACGUCACUUUCCAGGGUCACUUUAUUAAGAAGGGAACCACAGUGUAUCCUCUCUUGACGUCUGUCCUGUAUGAUGAGACAGAGUGGAAGAGCCCACGCACCUUUAAUCCUGCCCACUUCCUGGACAAAGACGGAAAGUUUGUCAAGCGAGAUGCCUUCAUGCCUUUCUCUGCAGGUCGUAGGAUUUGUCUCGGAGAGGGUCUGGCCAAGAUGGAGCUCUUCAUCUUCUUCACCACACUCCUGCAACACUUUCGUUUCAGUCCCCCACCUGGAGUUUCAGAGGAUGACCUGGAUCUGACUCCACGAGUGGGCGGCACCCUCAACCCUUCACCUCAUAAACUGUGUGCGGUUUCAAGGAUGUGAGGAGGAGCAGCCUGCCCCAGUUUCAUCAAUUCAUCUCAGUUAAACGUUAAAUGUGCUCAAAAUGUUCAACGCUACUGAUGUAAAUGAUCAUUCAUCAAUCAUUUUCUGUCUCUUUUGGACACCUGGGCUUGUGUCCAGUAGGUUACUCAGUAAUCCAUUCAUGUCUGGUAGGAAAGGCAGACUGAAUUUGUAUUCAUUUUUACGUCUUCUCAGUAUUUUGUGUCUCUCAUUGUAGAAACAUUAUUAACAUUAUUUGAUAUUUUUGUAUUUGAGCUUGGUACAAGAUCUGAUUACAGAAGCUGUUAUGUCAGUAAAAAAAAAUAGUAAAGACUAAAUACACCAGAAAACCCAGCACAGCCUCUACUGUCUGCAGACACAUUUCAAAGUCCAUUCUAUAUUCAGGCCUGAUGUAACUUGACCCUUGAUUGUUUGAACAUUUUUGUUAAUGUUUAUGUUGCAGCUCUGCCUAAAAAUGACAACUCAUUCCUGAACACCCAAAGACCCAUUUUCUGCAGACACUCGGCAUAGACAGUUCCUGUAAUAUUACACUGAGAACAAACACUAUAGUUAUACAGUAGAACCUCUGUAGAUCAUUAAAGAUGAAGCGCAGAUGGAAACAGGGUCCAAAUACAAGUCUGACAACAGAGAAAAAAUGCUUCAGCUCACUGUAAAGUCACUUAAUCAUACAAGAUAGAUAAGAUAUGUCACUAUAGGAAUAUCAUUAUGAUUAUUAUUGAUAUAAUUAUAUUAAUUAGAGGCU
This is a messenger RNA of Larimichthys crocea (large yellow croaker), 2364 nucleotides long. Its product is annotated as cytochrome P450 2K1. Lineage: Eukaryota; Metazoa; Chordata; Actinopteri; Sciaenidae. Gene Ontology annotation, cellular component: intracellular membrane-bounded organelle; cytoplasm. Gene Ontology annotation, biological process: xenobiotic metabolic process. The record is from RefSeq and is a predicted model, not a curated record. Bases 81 to 1604 code for a protein of 507 amino acids. Gene Ontology annotation, molecular function: iron ion binding; oxidoreductase activity, acting on paired donors, with incorporation or reduction of molecular oxygen, reduced flavin or flavoprotein as one donor, and incorporation of one atom of oxygen; heme binding. The transcript is spliced from 10 exons.